Messenger RNA from Glycine soja, 964 nucleotides. RefSeq names its product Werner Syndrome-like exonuclease. Gene Ontology annotation, cellular component: cytoplasm; nucleus. Bases 136 to 762 code for a protein of 208 amino acids. NCBI's taxonomy places the organism in Eukaryota, Viridiplantae, Streptophyta, Magnoliopsida, Fabales, Fabaceae. The record is from RefSeq and is a predicted model, not a curated record. The transcript has a single exon. Gene Ontology annotation, biological process: nucleobase-containing compound metabolic process. Gene Ontology annotation, molecular function: nucleic acid binding; 3'-5' exonuclease activity.
UACAAUGAUAGGAAAAGAUAUAGAUCAAUGACUCUUUUUACUUGUGCCUCCAAAUUAAGGUUCACCACAAUCACUGAUCAUAUUCCUUAACCCAACUUUUCUUGCGUGUUUCUUAACAAGGGUUUCAAUUGGAAAAUGGCCAUGGCCGCAGGUAAUAACAACCCAAUUGUGUUUGACCCAUCCACUUCUAUGUAUUUGGUGUCCUGUGAUGGACUAACCAUUGAAACAACAAUCACUGACAAAUCAGGCAUAGUAGAUAAAUGGAUUCAAGUCGUUUCAUCAACAUAUGCAGGAAAACAAAGGAUAGUUGGAUUAGACACUGAAUGGACGACUGCCAAAAAGCCCAAGAUGAAAGUUGCAAUUUUGCAACUGUGUAUUGAGAACAAGUGCCUGAUCAUUCAACUGUUCCACAUGGACAAUAUUCCCCAGUCCCUAAGGAGCUUUUUGAUGGACUCUAACUUUGAAUUUGUUGGUGUUGGAGUGAUCAAUGAUCUUAGGAUGCUUAAGAAUGAUUAUGGGUUGGAGUGCAAUAAGGGCAUAGAUGUUUCCCUCUUGGCAAAGGAAAAAUGGCCUCAUCGGAUUUCUUCUGGAGCACUGAAAUAUCUGGCAAAGGAGUUGGUAGGUCUUGAGAUGGAGAAGUCAAAGGCUGUAUGCACCAGUGAAUGGCAAUCAAAAGAGCUGACCCAAACACAGAUUGAAUAUGCGUGCAUUGAUGCCUACGCUUCUUUUAAGAUUGGUAAAAUGAUCCUAAAUCAAGAUUAGUAGUUAAUUUUAUCCCAUCUCUUUGAAAAUUUUCUUUAUGUUUUAUUUAUUACUUAGUUUUUGGAUCUGUCUAUGCCAAUUCUUGGGCAUAUAUGUUGCUGCUUUUAUUGUUUUUUGCCUUAGGAUUUUGAUAACUUUCUGUCAUGGGUGUAUAACCAAAUAGUAAUAUAUCAUGAAUCACAUUUCUAUUUGUUUACUGUUA